Messenger RNA from Sclerotinia sclerotiorum 1980 UF-70, 2184 nucleotides. Its product is annotated as neutral trehalase. NCBI's taxonomy places the organism in Eukaryota, Fungi, Ascomycota, Leotiomycetes, Helotiales, Sclerotiniaceae. Gene Ontology annotation, molecular function: calcium ion binding; alpha,alpha-trehalase activity. Gene Ontology annotation, biological process: trehalose catabolic process. The record is from RefSeq and is a predicted model, not a curated record. The transcript is spliced from 5 exons. Bases 1 to 2184 code for a protein of 727 amino acids. Gene Ontology annotation, cellular component: cytoplasm.
AUGACCUCGCCAUUGCCAAAACAGCGUACUUCCAGCGUUUCCAGUGAAAUUGAUCCGUUUGCUGCCGCACAUGUAUACUACAGCAAUGACACAAAUCAGAAAUCAUUCAAACAAUUCCGCACCCGUACAUACUCUUCAAAUCAGAGCACUCUCUCCACACCAAUCCUGGGUCUGAAGAAGCCGAUGAGAAGAGGAAGUCAUGAUGAUAUCGGAGAUUAUGGACGUAAAUUCUUAAUACAGGUUGACUCAACUUUGGAAGCCCUUCGGAAGCAGGAAGACACAGACGACAAUCACCAGAUUACAAUUGAAGAUUUGGGACCAAAGACACUUCCUCUCGGAACCGCCACCUCGAACGGAUUCAAAAGAUAUGAUAUUCGUGGGACUUAUAUGUUAUCAAACCUUUUGCAGGAAUUGACUUUGGCAAAAGAAAAUGGCAGAGAGCAAAUCAUCUUGGACGAAUCUCGCCUCAACGAGAACCCCGUCAACCGGCUCGCACGAUUGAUACAAGGCUCAUUCUGGGACCGGUUGACUCGGAGAAUCGAUGGAUCGGUAAUUGAAAUUGCUGGCCGGGAUCCUAAGGAUUGGACGGAUGAUCCUCGCCCACGAAUUUAUAUUCCUCGAGGUGCACCUGAACAACAUGCAUACUACACCAAAGUGGCCAAUGAUAGACCCGAAGUCCGUCUGGAUGUUUGCUGGUUACCAGAGAAGAUCACUCCAGAAGUUGUUCGUGAUAUGAACUCUAAGCCCGGUCUCUUAGCUGUUGCCAUGGAGGAAGUUGUGGAUCCAUCAACUGGUGCUAAAACUCUCAAAGGAUUGCCAUUCGUUGUACCAGGUGGUAGAUUCAACGAGCUUUACGGGUGGGAUAGCUAUAUGGAAUCACUAGGAUUGAUCGUCAAUGACAAGGUCCAUUUGGCAAAGUCAAUGGUGCAAAAUUUCUGUUUUUGCAUCGAGCAUUACGGAAAAAUUCUCAAUGCCACCAGGUCAUACUAUUUAUGUCGUUCUCAACCACCUUUCUUGACAGACAUGGCACUCCGGGUUUUCGACAAAAUCAAGCAUGAACCAGGGUCAUUGGACUUUUUGAAGACUUCUAUCUUGGCUGCGAUUAAGGAGUACCAUAGCGUUUGGACGGCCCAGCCAAGAUAUGACCCUGUCACCGGCCUGUCGAGAUAUCGCCCUGAAGGCCUGGGUGUACCUCCAGAGACUGAAGCAUCGCAUUUCGAGCAUCUGUUGGAGCCUUACGCUAAGAAGUACAAUAUGACUUUCAAAGAAUUUGUCGAAGCUUACAAUAAUGGAAAAGUCGUGGAACCAGAGUUGGAUGAUUACUUCUUGCACGACCGAGCAGUACGUGAAUCAGGACACGACACAUCCUACCGUUUGGAAAGAGUUUGCGCCGAUCUUGCAACAAUUGAUCUCAAUUCUCUUCUUUAUAAGUAUGAAAAAGAUAUUGCAUACACCAUUCGUACCUUUUUCAACGACAAGCUUGAAAUUCCAGCCGAAUUUUGCGUGGGCGACAUGAAGCCCGGUCAGCUGCAAACGUCGUCAAUGUGGGAUCGAAGGGCCAGAGGACGCAAGUUGGCCAUCGACAAAUACCUCUGGAAUGAGAAGAAGGGCAUGUACUUUGAUUAUAAUACCCUGAAGCAAGAGCAGUGUACAUAUGAAACUGCCACCACCUUUUGGGCUAUGUGGGCAGGCGUUGCUUCGCCACAGCAAGCUGCCAGUCUGGUUAAAAAUGCACUUCCUAAAUUUGAAGCCGCUGGAGGGUUACUUUCCGGAACCGAAGAGUCUCGUGGUGCAGUUGGAUUAGACCGGCCAAACCGUCAAUGGGAUUAUCCAUAUGGCUGGGCUCCGCAGCAAAUGCUAGCUUGGACGGGCUUACUACGAUACAAUUACCAGGAAGAGGCUGAACGGCUUGCCUACAAAUGGCUGUUCAUGAUUACAACAGCAUUUGUCGAUUUCAACGGCGUGGUCGUAGAAAAAUACGACGUGACCAGAGUUAUCGAUCCUCACAAGGUUGAUGCGGAGUAUGGCAACCAAGGGUCGGAUUUCAAGGGAGUUGCCAAGGAAGGAUUCGGAUGGGUUAAUGCCAGUUACGUUUACGGACUCCAAAUUAUCAAUGCACAUAUGCGACGAACUCUAGGAGCACUUACUCCUUGGGAACAAUACAAUAAGGCCAUGAACCUUUAA